CCAAGAAAACUAUAUAAUCUGGUAAAUAAAUCAAUUUUUUUUUCUCAUCAUAAAUUUCCUUAUAAUUGAAAAAGGAUAAUUUGUGAAAUAAGCAACAAGUUUAUUGCUUUUUUUUUUGUUGGAAUAAAUCUCAUUUUUCCAAUUUAUGAACACAUUUUUGGGUUUAGAGUUUAAAAAUUAAAGAAUGGAUUUUGGCGUUGGUGAUGUCGCUCAAACAUCGGCGGAGCUUGCUCGUGUUGUUGAGGUGAUGAUGUCGCCCAAUGUACCACAUCAACAACGUCUUGAAGUUUACAGUGCAUGCGAAAGAUUUAAAGAAUCAUCGCCAUUAUGCGUACAAUGUGGAUUGUAUCUUGCUCAAAAAUCACCAGAUCGCAAUUCAAUUGUACGUCAUUUUGGUUUACAAUUACUUGAGCAUUGUAUAAAAUAUAGAUGGACACAAAUAUCGCAAUCGGAGAAAAUUUUUAUUAAAGAAAAUUCAAUGAAAUUAUUACAAGAGGGUACUGAACCAUUAUUACAAGAGGAGGCACACAUUAAAGAUGCAUUGUCAAGGGUUAUUGUUGAAAUGAUAAAACGUGAAUGGCCACAACAAUGGCCAACAUUAUUGGCAGAAUUAAGUGAAGUUUGUACAAGGGGUGAAAGUCAAACUGAACUUGUUUUACUUGUAUUUCUUCGACUUGUUGAAGAUGUUGCAUUAUUACAAACAUUAGAAUCAAAUCAAAGGCGAAAGGAUAUUUAUCAGGCGUUAACAACAAAUAUGGCGCAAAUAUUUGCAUUUUUCCUGAGAUUAAUGGAACAACAUUUUUCUGAAUUUCAAAAACAAACGAAUCUUGGAAGAAAUACAGAAGCAGCGGCACACAGUGGCGUUGUUAGGGCGGUUUUGAAAACGCUGACAGGAUUUGUUGAAUGGGUUUCGAUAAAUCAUAUAAUGGCGGAUGAGGGUCGUCUAUUGCAGAUUCUUUGUCUACUUUUGGGAAAUCAAGUGUUUCGAUGUUCGGCAGCCGAAUGUCUUUUACAUGUUGUCGAUAGAAAAGGAAAAGCCGAUGAUCGAAAGCAAUUAAUGAUUUUAUUUACAGAAGAGGCACUUCGUUGUAUUUAUGUUGCAGCAACUGCUGCACCACCUCCUCCUGGACCCAAUGAUCUCUAUGAAAGUCAUUAUCUAUUCUUAAAGAAACUCACUCAGGUAUUAAUUGGAAUGGCAACGCAAUUAUGUUUAUUGUGGGGUAAAGACGAUAGUUCAGGAAUUCGUCCGACAAAUUUUAAUAUAUUUCUCGAUACUGUCAUUCAUUUUACAAUGCAUUCCAAUUUGACAUUAACGCAUUUAGCAAAUUCAAUUUGGAUAUUAUUCUUUAAGCAUGAGCAAAUAAAAAUUGAUUCAUUAUUAUUGACAUAUGUACCAAAAUAUAUUGAAAGCACUGGACCAAAAUUAAUAAAAGUCACAUAUUCAAAUGGAAGACAAGCAAAUGGAACAUCGGCAUUGUAUUUUGAUUCUGAUUAUGAUACUGAGGAGGAAUUUAAAAUAUUUUUCCAUCGUUUUCGAAUGGAUUUAUUGGAGGGUUUUCGUAAUGCAACAAUGGUUGCGCCAUUGGUGACAUUUGCUUAUGUUCAACAUUGGUUAACGGCAAAAAUUACCAAGGGAAUGAAUGAUAUUGGAUAUAAAUGCGAUCCAAAUGAUCGUGAAUAUUUAGAAUGGGAAGCACUUGCAAAUGCAUUGGAUUCCGUUGUUUCGAGGAUUUUACUUGUGAAUGAAAGGCCAAAUGUUCAAAAUGGAUUACAAUUAUUGGAAUUAUGUUUGAGUUAUAAUCCACGUGAUCCAUGGCUUUUAUCGAGUUUACUCUCAUGUAUUAGUGCAUUAUUUGUAUUUCUUUCAAUGUCAACUGGUUCAAUGGCAAUGCCAGGUGUUGCAAUAUUACCGCGUGUUCUUGAAAAAAUAUUUGCCGCUUUAGUUUAUAUGGAACCUGGUGAAACCAAAGAAACACGUUCAAAAUCAACAAAAACUGUUAGACGACACGCUGCUAGUUUAAUGGUGAAAAUUGGCUAUAAAUAUCCAUUAUUAUUGUUACCUGUUUUUGAACAAAUUCACACGACUGUUCGCGGUUUGGUACGUGAACCAAGUCAAUUAUCACGAAUGGAAAGUGUCUUUUUGUACGAGGCAUUGCUUUUAAUUUCAAAUCAUUUUUGUGAUUACGAGAGACAAACGAGAUUUGUCGCAGAGGUGAUUGGCGAGGCAGCGACGAGAUUUGUGACAAUUGGAACGGAGGCAUUUAAGGGGCCAUUGGAACUGAUAAGAUUUAUUGGCUUAGAUCAAAUGCCAGUGGAAAAUGGCUACGACGAUCCAGCGGGAAUUAAUCGUUCGGAUUUGAUGUAUUGUAUUUUGACUGUAAUGAGUGUUGUGAAACGAUGCUCGAUUCCUGAGGAUCCGGAUCGUGCGGCACGCGGUGGAUUUGUUGGUGCACUUAGUGAAAGUGGAAAUCCAGUUUAUAGAAAUCCAUCAACACCUCAUAUUGUGCCGGUGUUGAGGACAUUUUUUGAAUUUUUACGAUCGAUGAAUGCACUUUUUACACCGCCUGCACUUGCUCUUCUCUCCGAGGGAUACAGAGGCGUUUUUGGUCUUCUUGAAUCUGAGAGAGCACAUUUAUUGGGUUUAAAUACGUCUAAUAAUAAUGACGCGGCUGUUGAAUCAGAUUAUACAGCAACUCCGCCAUUAGCAAGAAUGCAAUCAUUUUUAAGUAAUAUUCACGAUCAUUGCUAUCAUAUGUUGGGCAGUGGUUGUCAUACUAUUGGAAGAGAUUUAUAUCAAAUUCCUGGAUUUGCGCACGCACUUUUAAAUUCCGUUUUUUCCAAUAUGGAGGUCAUUCCAGAUCAUCGAUUACGUCCAAUUAUUCGUGUUUUUAUGAAGCCUUUUGUAUAUUUUUGCCCGCCAGCGUUUUAUGAAACAGUUCUUGUUCCUGUUUUGGCUCACGUAUCGACUCACAUGUGCCAAAGACUGAGUGCCAAAUGGCAAUAUAUGGCACAAUUGUACGAGUCAGGGAGUCUUGACGAGGAAAAUGCGGACACACAGGAAGUUAUUGAAGAUAUGUUGAAUAGAAAUUUGACAAGGGAUUUUGUCGAUGUAUUGAAAGUUGCUCUAGUUGGAGGAGCGGCAAGCGAUGCAUCGCCACCUGAUUCCAUGGACCAAGAUAGCGGUGGAAUGGCCGUUGAUCCGCCAAUUAGAGGAAAUAGCAUUGUCGCCGAGGCCGUUAGCGAAUUGGGUUCCUUUGUCCUUAGACAUCCAUCAACAUGUCACAGUGUUGUACUUUGCGUUCUUGGGGCUUUGUCUUGGAACGAUACGAAUGCAAGUUUAAAAGCAACAAUGCUAACUGGUCCAGUGGUUCGUGCAUUGGCUGCCGAUGGUAGUUUAACGCCUGAAAUGGCAACUCAUAUAAUGCGUGCAAUACUCCAGGGACUUCAACUUCAUGGUCAACAUGAGGCAAAUCAGGGUUCACUUGUCACAUUGGGCGCACAAGUUUACGAAUGUCUUCGGCCAAAAUUCCCCUGUAUUAUUGAAGUUAUGCAACAAAUUCCCGGUAUUAAUCCAGCUGAUUUGCAAAGAUUCGAUGAGAAAAUGUCCGUUGUCAGUACAAGGGGGAAUAAAGUCGAAAAAGGAAAGAAGGAUCUUUUCAAAAAAAUCACUAAUCAGCUUAUCGAUAAAAAUAUUGGACAGCUUUAUCGAAAAGAAGUGAAAAUUGCAAAUUUGCCACGUCUUCAAAUACCGAAGAAAAGUGAAUUUAUUCGCGUAGAUGAAAUAUCGAAAAAUUCUAGUGAAACUGGUCUUGCUGUUCUCUUUGCUGGACCCACGUAGCAUACGGAGUCAUCAGUUGGUUUAGCUCAAUAAACAAAGAGGAAUAAAAAAAAAAAAA
Molecule: messenger RNA, 3896 nt
Organism: Leptopilina boulardi
Lineage: Eukaryota; Metazoa; Arthropoda; Insecta; Hymenoptera; Figitidae
Gene: Ranbp21
Product: exportin-5
Exons: 11
Coding region: 185-3838 (1217 amino acids)
Biological process (GO): RNA export from nucleus; protein export from nucleus
Cellular component (GO): nucleus; RNA nuclear export complex; cytoplasm
Molecular function (GO): small GTPase binding; RNA binding; nuclear export signal receptor activity
Source: RefSeq, a predicted model, not a curated record